ACCCGGGGGUACAGCUACAGCAUUUCCAGAGCUGGAGGCUGGAGCAGAGCAAACAGUCUACAGUUGCAGGCAGCGUUUCCCUCCUCCUAUAAAAUAAAAGGCACCUCCCCGCCGCUCCCGUCGCCGUUUCUCUUCAUUUCUCGACCAAGAAGAAGCCGCCUCGCCCCGUCCACGGUCCAUCCAUCAAGGUCGAGGAGGCCGGCGGCCCGCCAUGGACUGCCAGCAAGCUGCGACCAACGGCGGCCACCACGACGACGGCGACGCCGCCGAGUGGAAGCAGGUCGCCGAGCUGAGGGCCGUCACCGAGGCGCAGGACCCUGCCUGCAAGGAUGAGGACGACUACAUGCUGCGGCGGUUCCUUCGCGCCCGCGACCACCACAUCGGCAAGGCGUCGGCGAUGCUGCUCAAGUACCUCAAGUGGAAGCCGACGGCCAAGCCCCACGGCUGCAUCUCCGAGUCGGAGGUGGCGCACGAGCUCUCCCAGGGGAAGCUGUACCUGCAGGGCCACGACCGGCAGGGGCGGCCCAUGAUCUACGGCUUCGGCGCCCGGCACCACCCGUCCAACCGCGACCUCGACGAGUUCAAGCGCUUCGUCGUCCACGUGCUGGACGCCACCGUCGCCAGGCUGCCCCCCGGGGCCGGGCAGGAGAAGUUCGCCGCCGUCGCCGACCUCAAGGGCUGGGGCUACUCCAACUGCGACAUCCGGGCCUACCUCGCCGCGCUGGAGAUCAUGCAGAACUACUACCCGGAGCGCCUCGGCCGGGUGUUCCUCAUCCACGUGCCCUACGUCUUCAUGGCGGCCUGGAAGAUCGUCUACCCCUUCAUCGACGACAACACCAAGAAGAAGUUCGUCUUCGUCGCCGACAAGGACCUCCACAGGACGCUCCGGGAGGCCAUCGACGACGCGCAGCUGCCGGAGAUGUACGGCGGAAAGCUCAAGCUCGCCUCGCCAAGUAAUUAAUUAAGUGGUCACUACUCACAAGUGCAUAUACUAGCUGAUGAUCGCCGGCCGGUGAUGGUACGGUUCAGCAGAUGGAGAGACGAGGACCGUGUGCAUCGGUGCAUGUAUUAUUGGAGGAUGGUACGAAUGUACGAUACAGUCUCCAGAGGUAUAUAGUACGUGUAUACGUACACCACGUUUAACUCGCACGUACGUACGGUUUUAGACACAAAUUAAAUCGAUCGAGUGUUUGACAGACCGGAUGACAGUAUGACACUAUCUAUGGCAGUUAGCAUCUAGGGCGUACUUACUAGAUAAAUUAUCAGUAACUUGUUCCCCCGUUUCUUUGGCUGACUACAUGCACUCUGUAAUAAUGGACUGCACAAGGACAAGGCACAGAAAGACGUAUAUAUGGUUUCUGUAUCCUAUACCAAAUUAUCAAUAUAAUGCAUGUAUUUGUAUCAAUGCAAUAAGGUUAA
This is a messenger RNA of Panicum virgatum (switchgrass), 1419 nucleotides long. Its product is annotated as phosphatidylinositol transfer protein 3-like. Lineage: Eukaryota; Viridiplantae; Streptophyta; Magnoliopsida; Poales; Poaceae. Bases 212 to 961 code for a protein of 249 amino acids. The record is from RefSeq and is a predicted model, not a curated record. The transcript has 2 exons.